Messenger RNA from Seminavis robusta, 714 nucleotides. Lineage: Eukaryota; Bacillariophyta; Bacillariophyceae; Naviculales; Naviculaceae. The record is from the annotation of a GenBank genome assembly.
AUGAAGUUGCUAGUGAAGACGCUAAAGGGAGAGAAGUUCCAUGUCGAGUGUGAACCGACACAGGCUGUGUCUGAGGUGAAAGCCAUUGUUGAAAAGGCCAAGCCAGAACUCCAGGCAGCCACCAUGAAAUUGAUUCACUCUGGGCGUGUUUUGAAAGACGAUUCCAAGGUAGAAGAAUGCAACAUCAAACCCACUGAUUUUCUUGUCGUCAUGGUGACGAAAGCCAAAAAGCCGGCUGCUGCUCCCGCCCCAGCCCCUCCUGCUGCCAUGGAGACAGAAGCACCAGCUCCUGCUGCAGCAUCAUCAACUGCUGCUACAACAACUACCACGACAACCACCACCACCACGACAGCUCCUGCUGCAUCAUCUUCAACUGAGGCCCCUGCUGCUGCUGCUCCCGCCCAGGCAUCGGCAGCCGAUGAAUUUCCUGCUGAAAUGGUUACCAAUCUCACCGGCAUGGGAUUCCCAGAGGCUGAGGUUCGUCAUUGCCUCCGGGCUGCUAACGGCAAUCCUGACAUUGCCAUGGAAUUUUUGACCAACGGAAUUCCUCCUGGGGUGGAAGCAGCUGCGUCGGAUCUUCGUCGUCUGGAUCUGCUGCUGGUGGUCUUGAGGCAUUCCGAAAUCACCCCAAAUCAAUCAGCUUCGUCGGUUGGUGCAAACCAACCCACACAUGCUUCAGACGGUCCUUGCCCAGAUUGGUCAACAACAACCUGA